AUUCUUCUCUUUAUUUAGGUUGAAGACUUCUCUUCUUACUUAGGUACAAAUUCUACCUCAAUCAAGAAUUUCACAUACUUAAAAAAGAUGCUCUUCAAAGGGUAGCAUAUGAGUAUUCAUAUUCUUCAAACUCAGCAAGGAUACUUAGGGAAGGGCCAAAAGAAUGUUAGAUCAUAUACCUAAAGAAGUCUUGAUAAAGAUUUUCUUAAGAUUGCCUGUGAAACAACUCCUGAGAUGCAGGUGCAUAUGCAAAACAUGGACUAAUGACUACAAGGUGAUCAGAAUUGUGUACUAUUCUACUAAUGAUGAUUCUUUGAUGGUUCCACCAGAAGUUGAGAUUUUUGAGCUAAGUAGAGGAACAUGGAGAAUCAAUAAUUCUGCAUCUGUUCCUGCUUAUGAUGUUUCCAAAUACUCGUCGCAGAUUGUACUGGAAGGAGCUAUUCAUUGGGUGGGAUAUUACAGUCCAAGAGAGCUGACAAUAGCAGUUUAUGUUGUGCAUGAUGAGGAGUUUAAGGAAUUCAGAAUGCCGGAUGAAAUAUCUGGCACAGCCCUGCAACAUUUAUCGGUCAUGUUAUGCUGUCAACUGCUCUCAAUCAUACAGUACAAGAAAAGGGGAAGUCGUCUCUGUUAUGAAAGCUGUUGUAUUUGGGUGAUGAAUGAAUAUGGUGUCCAUGAUUCUUGGACUAAACUGUUCAAUGUUGUUGUCACAGGAGGUAUAGGGAAAGUAUUAGGCCUGAGAAACAAUGUUGAAGUUCUGUUAGUAGGGGGACAGGGAGAGUUGAUCUCAUAUGAUCCUUGGUAUCAAAGAAGUAAGAGUUUAGGAAUUUCUGGUGAAUCCUGCUCUUUCUAUGCAGGUAUAUACAUGGAGAGUUUAGUCCUAUUGAAGGGUAGAAAAGGGUCAAUUUCCAGGUAUGUCACUGUUCAGGGAUAGUGCAUCUGCUUUGAAUAAAGAAAGAGUGGUGCUGAGGAGAAUAACAGAAGUGCAAAAUAACAUGGAAAAGACAGGCUAACAUACAUAAUUGUACAGAAAUUUCUUGCUCAAUGUUCAUCAUUUUUUUAAUAUGGUUUGUCUUGAAUCAGUAUCCAAAUGUAUGUUUAAUUCAUUUCAAUGUCUGGCUAUGAAGAUCAAUGUCAAUUUUCUUAUAGUAAAUGGUAACAAUAUCAUUAAAAUGUUCUUUUUUUUUCUCUUU
Ricinus communis (castor bean) is the source of this 1190-nucleotide messenger RNA. Its product is annotated as F-box/kelch-repeat protein At3g06240. The transcript is spliced from 2 exons. Gene Ontology annotation, molecular function: protein binding. The record is from RefSeq and is a predicted model, not a curated record. Lineage: Eukaryota; Viridiplantae; Streptophyta; Magnoliopsida; Malpighiales; Euphorbiaceae. Bases 164 to 931 code for a protein of 255 amino acids.